CCCUGCUUCCUCUAACUCCCUCCUCGUGUCGACGUGCUCUAUCUAUUGUUCUUCCCCAUCACAUCCUCUCAGAAGACUUGUAAUCCUUCUCCGAGUCCAUUGCUCAACUCUUCCGCAAGGAAUUGUUGUUGAGGUCGACGUUAACCGAAGAGCUUCAUAUUUGUUCUUCCACCUGCUUUGAAGCCAAGGCUACAGGGUGUGAUCACUUGCGAUGGAGAACAGAGAUCACCACCGGGUCCAGGUUUCGGCAAAGCGUGUGGCUCCCGAGGAGCUUCCACCUUUUUCGGACCAGGUUGCAUCCACAGCAGCGACUGGAUUUGGUGCUGUGGAGUGUGGCGAUGGCAUGGCUUCUCAACCUCAGGCGGCUUCCGUCCUCGUCCCUCGAGGAGUUGUAACAUUCGGCGAAGAGUCCGAAUCUGGUAACGUUCAUGGCUCCGCAAUUUCUCUUGGCAAGUCUGCAGUGCUUGCAACACCGGAAGAUCAAUUAAGACAUCGGUCGUACUCUCUUUUAUUUAGCCUGCCGGUCUCUCCUUCGGGGCUUCACAUCGAACAGGUCAGAAAGGUCAUGCUCGGUGACAAAGGUGAACAGGGCGAUGAUGUGAAGCUGAGCCAACCUGACUCUGCUUCCAUCAACUCGCAACAAACAAAGCAGUCCAAGUUCCAAUCUCAGAGUCUACAAAUUGUAGUUUCAGACGUAAAGACGAGCACAGAUUCACUUGAGAGUAAUCAGAGGGCGAUCAGGAGCGACAACCAGAGGGAUAAAACCUAUGAUUCCUUCAAGACAUGGUCUGGAAGGCUCGAAAGGCAAUUGUCGAACCUGCGAGGAAGGCCACAAGAACCAGAUCUGGAGGCAAAUGAUUCACGUACUAAUGAAGCAGCCAUUCCUGCGAUCGACCGCUACUUUGAUGCCUUGGAAGGACCCGAACUAGACACUCUAAGGGCAUCAGAGGUUUCGGUUCUUCCCGAAGACAAGAUGUGGCCUUUCCUUCUUCGUUUCCCCAUAUCUUCUUUCGGUAUGUGCCUUGGCAUCAGUAGCCAAGCCAUCUUAUGGAAGACGUUGGCCACAUCUCCGUCCAUGAGCUUCCUGCAUGUAAGCCCGACUGUGAACCUCGUUCUCUGGAGCAUCUCGCUUGCAUUGAUGGGAACUGUAUCCUUCAUUUACUCGUGCAAACUCAUCUUCUACUUUGAAGCGGUGCGACGCGAGUACUACCACCCCGUCCGCGUCAACUUCUUCUUCGCUCCAUGGAUCGCCUGCCUCUUCUUAGCACUCGGUGUGCCGCCAUCGGUUGCGGUAUACCUACGCGCAGGCCUCUGGUAUGUGCUCAUGGCCCCCAUCUUGUUCCUCGAGCUCAAGAUCUAUGGCCAGUGGAUGUCCGGAGGACAGCGCAGGCUCUCGAAGGUGGCAAAUCCUUCCAACCACCUAUCCAUCGUCGGCAACUUCGUCGGCGCGCUGUUGGGCGCAUCGAUGGGGCUCAAAGAGGGUCCAAUCUUCUUCUUUGCGGUCGGCUUAGCGCACUACAUCGUGCUCUUCGUCACUCUCUAUCAGAGACUGCCCACCAACGAAACGCUUCCUAAGGAGCUUCAUCCCGUGUUCUUCUUGUUUGUGGCUGCUCCGAGUGUGGCUUGCAUGGCAUGGGCGAGAAUUCGCGGCGACUUCGAACACGGGUCAAAGAUCGGAUACUUCAUUGCUCUGUUCCUCUAUGUUUCUCUCGCUGUGCGGAUUAAUUUCUUCCGAGGCUUCAGGUUCUCGCUUGCUUGGUGGGCGUACACUUUCCCGAUGACCGGUGCUUCUAUUGCCACCAUCAAGUACUCCAUGAAAGUCACCAAUGUGCUAACACAGUCGCUCUCAGUUGGACUCUCCGCCAUCUCCACCUUCACUGUGACAGCUCUACUCGUCACGACCAUCAUUCAUGCCUUCGUCCUCCGUGACCUCUUCCCUAAUGACAUCUCCAUUGCCAUCACACAGAAGAAACCAAAAUUCAACAAGAUUCUUGCACAUCUGAGAUCACUUAGCUCGGAGAUAAAGGACGCGGAAGCUUCUUUGUCCAAAGGUGCUUGCUGAAAUUUGAGUCUAGUGGAUUAUGUGCACAAUCCUAAAGGUCUACCUUUCAGCUAAUGGGUAGUCUUCAAAGUGGUGUGAAAAGUACGAGGAACCACGAGUCAAACAAUUGAGUGUACUAUGUAUAACACAGGUGAAAGAAAGAGAGAGAGAGAGAGAGAGAGA
Molecule: messenger RNA, 2224 nt
Organism: Musa acuminata subsp. malaccensis (wild Malaysian banana)
Lineage: Eukaryota; Viridiplantae; Streptophyta; Magnoliopsida; Zingiberales; Musaceae
Product: S-type anion channel SLAH2
Biological process (GO): intracellular monoatomic ion homeostasis; transmembrane transport
Cellular component (GO): membrane
Molecular function (GO): voltage-gated monoatomic anion channel activity
Source: RefSeq, a predicted model, not a curated record